This is a messenger RNA of Cheilinus undulatus (humphead wrasse), 2616 nucleotides long. It is a transcript of the gene cdc50c, whose product is annotated as transmembrane protein 30C. The record is from RefSeq and is a predicted model, not a curated record. Gene Ontology annotation, biological process: phospholipid translocation. Gene Ontology annotation, cellular component: plasma membrane; endoplasmic reticulum; Golgi apparatus. Bases 145 to 1209 code for a protein of 354 amino acids. NCBI's taxonomy places the organism in Eukaryota, Metazoa, Chordata, Actinopteri, Labriformes, Labridae. The transcript is spliced from 7 exons.
GUGUCAGUGAGUGUGUGCAGGGAGAUACCGCUGAAAUAAAAAAAAAACAGGAAGAGAAGACAGAGCAGUGUGUACUCUGACACAAACUCGUUGUCUCUUCAGCAGUCAGAGUUCUUGUUCUGUCCCCUGCUGAAGGCUCCUCUCAUGGGUGAAGUGAAGGGAACGACUGGGUCCCUGGCUCAGAGGCCGGAUAACUCUGCCUUCAAACAGCAGCGACUGCCUGCCUGGUCUCCUAUGCUAACAGCUAGCACUGUGCUGCCGUUCUUCUACUUAAUGGCUAUGAUCUGUUUGCUGCUGGGAGUGUGGCUGCUUCUCACAGUGCAGAGCACACAGGAAAUAAAGCUGGACUACACAAAAGCCGGGACAUGUGAUGUAUGUUUUGAAAAAAGAGAAAAUGUGACCAACGCCGAUCAACCCUGCACCUGCACCGUGGUGUUUUCUAUAAAGAAGAAAUUCAAGGGAGAUGUCUUUUUCUACUACGGCCUCCGAAACUUCCAUCAGAACCUGCGCAGAUACAUGGACUCCAGAGACGACGGACAGAUGGUGGGCAGGAAGAACAAACUCAAGAAACCGAGCUCAUACUGCUACCCGUUUGACAAAGAUGAGAAAGGACACCCUAUCGCUCCAUGUGGAGCUGUGGCCAACAGUAUGUUCAAUGACACCUUCACUAUAAAGUAUCGUGGCUCCACUGGUCCUUCAGUUCCCGUCCCUUUGUUGCGAAAGGGCAUCACCUGGUACACGGACAAAAAUGUCAAGUACCGCAACCCCCCAAGGGCGGAAAACUUGACACUGGCUCAAGCAUUUGAAGGUACAGUGAAGCCACCAUACUGGAAGAACCCGGUGUAUGAGCUCGAUACAGAAGAUCCAACCAACAACGGCUUCAUCAACGAGGACCUGAUCGUCUGGAUGAGAGAGGCAGCUUUCCCCAACUUCAAGAAGCUUUACGGGGUUUUAAACAGAGCCAAAGAGCCGUUUACUAAGGGUCUACCAGUGGGAAACUACAGCAUCGAAAUAUCCUACAACUUCCCUGUGCAGCACUUCCGAGGCAGAAAGGAAGUGGUGCUGACCACACUGACCUGGUUUGGAGGUCAGAACCAUUUCCUGCCCAUCGCUUACCUCGUAACCAGCAGCCUCAUCUUCCUACUGGCCAUCGUCCUCACAGUGGUCUGGUGGAAGUUUGGGAAGGAUGGGAGGAACAUGAAGGAGUGAAGAUGUGGUAGAAAGACUGAGGCAGCUGAGCAGUGCUGAUAGGCUGUUUAGGUAUGUUAAAGAGAAAAAAAUCACUAUUAUGAUACUUGAAAAUGAAGGUUAAGAGGAAUGGUACAAAAAAGGAACACUUAUUUGGGACCAAUAAAUGAGGAAGUUUGACAUCUGGAAAUGAGCUUUCUUCUUGAAACAGUAGCUUUUUUAGUUCCUGAUGUCUGUUUGACAGCUGUGUUUGAACAAGCUUUAACUUUGUUUACCGUGAUUUAAUUCAAUGAACUAUUACAUUUAAAACUGCACUGUAAAUCUUAUGUUAAUUUAAUUUUUUAUACAUACUUAAAAAAAACUAGGAGGAAAAAUCUGUUGUGGUUUUAUGUUUGUAUUUUCCUGCUGAUCUUACUAUUAUUUUCAAAUGUGAAUUAGUAACUGUAUGUUUUUUAAUUACAUCUUAAUGGUGUUUUUAAACUCUGAUUGUAUUUUACCAUCAAACCAAGAUGCUAAAAAUGAUGGCGUUUAUGUAUUUAACAUAUUUAAGUCUUUAAGGCUAACAGCUCUUUAAAACCAAAGGAUGCUACGAUAAAAUGCCAAACUUUAUGUUCUUGUGAUUAAAGCCCUAUGGAACAUACAAUUGAGGAAAAAAUUAUUAGCCCCCACUGUGGAAAUUGCCUUUAUUCAAGUAUUUCCAAAGUGCUGUUAAACAGAGCAAGGAAUUUGUAACACAGCAUCCCAGCAUCCAUUUCACAAAAACAACCAGGGUCUAAAUUAUUAGCCCCCCUGAUGCUAAUAGUCAUGUUGUGUGUAACAGCCUGCAGUUGUUUGUUGUAGUUUUUCUCAAAUCUCAGACACGUCUCCUGAGGAAUCCCAGCCCAUUCUACUUUGGCUGAUCUCUCAAGCUCCUCCAGAUUUGAUGGUCUUCUAGCAUUGACCUUGGAUUUUGGUUUUUGAUUAAUGUGAUUGGUUUUGUAAAUUGGAAGAUGACUCUCAGUUUUAACUUUAUUUUACAAGCUUUGAGCAUUACAAAGUUAAAGCACAUCACUGCACAACAGUGGUUUGUGCUAAGGCUCAACCAAAAGGUCAUUUGUAAAGGAGGUUAAUAAUUAAGACCCUUGUAGUUUUUGUGAAAUAAUUUUGUUUCCAUGUGUAAAGUAAAAUAAUGUAAGCAUCAUAAAUAAAACUAGGAUGCAUUAAAAAUGCAUAGCACUGUUUAACAGCACUUGGGAAAUACUUAAAAAAUGCAUAGGGAAGGCUUGUAAUUUUAUCAUCUGUAUGUGGAAAAAAAACACCUCAAUCCCUGUACUGUUUGUUACAUGUGUAAAUAGCAUUGUUGCUACUGAAAUGAUUCCAUUCUGUAUUUUUAUACUGUUCUACAGCAACAUGCUCUGUCCAGAUAAAAUAAAUUAUUCUGACAACAGA